This is a messenger RNA of Vidua macroura (Pin-tailed whydah), 2317 nucleotides long. RefSeq names its product phospholipase C zeta 1 (gene PLCZ1). The transcript is spliced from 13 exons. Gene Ontology annotation, cellular component: nucleus. The record is from RefSeq and is a predicted model, not a curated record. Bases 326 to 2242 code for a protein of 638 amino acids. Lineage: Eukaryota; Metazoa; Chordata; Aves; Passeriformes; Viduidae. Gene Ontology annotation, biological process: intracellular signal transduction; lipid metabolic process; positive regulation of cytosolic calcium ion concentration involved in egg activation. Gene Ontology annotation, molecular function: phosphatidylinositol-4,5-bisphosphate phospholipase C activity.
AAGGCCUACCCGGCCUGACACAGCUCCCGCCUCGGCACGUGUGGGAUAUCCUAAGGCUGGGAGCCGGUGAUGAGGGCAGGGCCUGGGAGACGCUUUGUGCUGGAAGGAGAAGGCACACCAUGGCGGCAGGCUGGCGCAGGAAGGGGCCUGUGCCGGGCGCCCGCGGUCUGUGACAUCACCAGAGCGGCACUGCAGCGACACUGGAAGGAUGGGGGCGAGCGUUCCACGCCGCCCGAACAGCGCGCAGGGGCAUGAGGAGCCCACUGUGAGCCCAAGCGAGGGGCUGGCAAUGCCGCUGCAGUGAGGGGGCUGGGGCGCAGCCGCCAUGGAUGAGAACAGGUGGUUUUGGAAUCUCAUUCAGAAUGAUUUCAAAACUGGGAAUAUUGAUUUAGAGGGUUGCAUGAGGCUGCUUGAAAAAAUGCAAAUAAAUUUUGAUGAAGACCAUUUAAAACAUAUUUUCAAGAAAACCAUUGACAAACACUCUGGAGAUAUAAUUAGCAUGGAUGACUUCAAAGCAAUUUAUCGAGCUCUUGUACACAGACCCGAAUUUGAAGAACUGUUCAAGGCUUACUCAACAGAUGGCAACAUUCUACCUGAUGGCCAGCUCCUUAAAUUUCUUGCAAAAGAACAAUUUCAAACUGAAGCUAAUGAAACAACUGCCUUAGAAAUUAUUAUGAAGUAUGAGCCCAUUGAUGAAGUGAGGAAGAAAAGGCAGAUGUCAUUUGAAGGAUUUAUAAGGUACAUGAACUCAGAUGAAUGUUCAAUAUUUAAAAGCCAGCACAAGAGCGUCUAUCAAGAUAUGACCCGGCCAUUGUGUGACUAUUUUAUUUCAUCUUCUCACAACACCUACUUGAUAGCUGACCAGCUAAUGGGACCCAGUCAUUUAUGGGGAUAUACCAGUGCUCUCUUAAAAGGAUGUCGUUGCCUGGAGAUUGACUGCUGGGAUGGCAACAACAAUGAACCCAUUGUGUAUCAUGGUCACACUUUAACAAGCAAAAUUCCAUUUCGUUCUGUAAUUCGUGUGAUUGACAAGUAUGCAUUUAUGUCAUCUGCCUAUCCACUUGUACUGUCUUUGGAGAACCACUGCAGCCCAAAACAGCAGGAAGUGAUGGCAGAGUGCUUGAAAAGUAUUCUAGGUGACAAACUUCUUUCUACACCAAUUGGUGGUGAAGUAGAUAUGACUCGACUGCCUUCUCCUGAGGCAUUAAAAUUCAAAGUUCUGAUAAAAAAUAAAAAAGUUGGAACACUUGAGCAGAGCCUGCUCAGGAUGGAGGAUGACUAUGGUGGUCAGGCAGAGGAAUUGUCUGACUCUGAGUUACAGUCUGAUGACGAGGACACAGAUGACACGUUACCUCUUCAGAGAACCAGGAGUCCUGCCAAAAGAAAAGGAGAUCAUAGAUCAUCACCCCUACCUCAAAAAAAAACCAAGGUGAAGAGGGCAAAGAUUGCCCUUGCAUUGUCAGACCUUGUGGUUUAUACCAAAUCUCAGAAGUUUGUGAGCUUUGAGCAUUCCCUGCAGCAUCAGCAGUGCUAUGAAAAUAAUUCCAUUGGAGAGAGUCAAGCACGAAAACUUGCAAGACUUUCAGCGAAAGAGUUUAUUUCACAUACUACGAGAUUUAUUACAAGAAUUUACCCCAAGGGAACAAGAAUGAGCUCUUCCAAUUAUAAUCCUCAGGAGUUCUGGAAUGUAGGGUGUCAAAUGGUGGCUUUAAACUUCCAAACACCGGGCACACAAAUGGAAUUGCAAGAUGGGAAAUUCCUGGACAAUGGUGGUUGUGGCUACGUGCUGAAACCUGAAUUCUUGAGGGAUCGCAAUACCACGUUUACACCCCGAAAUGUGGGAGCUUACAGCAAACCAAUGUCUCUGUCAAUAAGGCUGAUCAGUGGCCAUCAGUUACCACCCAGCGCCAUGUCGAAGACCAACAAAGCUGACCCCAUGGUGCACAUAGAAAUCUAUGGUGUGCCAGAGGAUCAAGCAAGAAAGAAAUCCAGUGUUGUAAAAAGCAAUGCUUUGUGCCCUAAAUGGAAUGAAACCUUCUCUUUCCACAUCCAAGUUCCAGAGCUGGCAAUGAUACGCUUCUGUGUGGAGGAUGAGGUGUCUCUGGUCAACAAUGAAUUUCUUGGCCAAUACACUUUACCUGUGAUGAGCCUGAAUACAGGUUACCGUAACAUUCCGCUGAUAUCCAAAGAUGGCAUCAAGCUGGAAUCUGCAUCGCUGUUUGCUCAUAUCUGGUACUAUUAGUGAUGUUCUGCAGAAGAAAUUGUUCUGGGGGAUUGUCCCCUGCUUUAAUAAAGUAGCAUUUCUGGCUUUGCAACA